Trichoderma asperellum CBS 433.97 is the source of this 721-nucleotide messenger RNA. The record is from RefSeq and is a predicted model, not a curated record. NCBI's taxonomy places the organism in Eukaryota, Fungi, Ascomycota, Sordariomycetes, Hypocreales, Hypocreaceae.
UAUUCAUUAUACAAAUGCCCUGCUUCUAUCCCCAAGCCCAAUCAAUUGAUCCUAUUACGCGGUUGGUAGCAUCAAUUUAUUACCCGCGAGACGGAGGAGGGGAAAUGGUGGAGGAACCUGGCUAGGUAGACGGGACAGAAGAUGCCACAUGUCCAAUAUGGCGCUGAGCAAACGAGGCCGCCUCGGAUUAAGGCGCUCACGAUGCCGACACAAAGAUCAGCUCUUCUGCUUUAUUACAUGCAGCACGGAACAUGCUCUUGAAUGCUAUCACGGCGAAUUUUUCUUCCUCCUUCAACCUCUUUGUUUUCCCUGCACUUUUCUUCUCCCCAACGCUAUGGAGAGCCUAAAAUUUUUAGCACAUCGAUCGAUUUCUAAUGCACACAAGAGGUGCCCCAUUAAUGUGACAAGCCGCUAAGUUUGCCGCUAUUAUUACGGAGUUGCACCAGAGAGUGGUAUACAGAGGCACCGCUAAGGCACUAGCCCGCGCAGAUGUGCCGAGAAUAUUUCGGGAACAGCUAUUCAACUACUGAAAUAGCCCAUCUUUCCAGCGUUUGCAAUUUCGUUCCAAAUCGAGGAAACCAUCGUAGCAUUGCUUUAUAUAUCAGCACUCCGAGUUCAAUUUAUUGACUUAGUAUCUGGUAUAUACAUGUACUACUAAGGUAGCCAAUGACCUUUUACCUACUAGGAAGCUGGGUAAUCUUGUAUAACAAACAAAGUCUGC